Messenger RNA from Phytophthora nicotianae INRA-310, 3762 nucleotides. RefSeq lists its product as hypothetical. Bases 59 to 3298 code for a protein of 1079 amino acids. Gene Ontology annotation, cellular component: nucleus. Gene Ontology annotation, biological process: regulation of transcription by RNA polymerase II. The record is from RefSeq and is a predicted model, not a curated record. Gene Ontology annotation, molecular function: double-stranded DNA binding; protein binding; transcription coregulator activity. NCBI's taxonomy places the organism in Eukaryota, Oomycota, Peronosporomycetes, Peronosporales, Peronosporaceae. The transcript is spliced from 7 exons.
ACACUGAGAGAUGUGAUGGCCUGCAAUUCUUCGCAGGUUAGGAUGGCUUGCAGCAAGGAUGGAUCCUAGCGAGCUCAGCUGCUUUUUCAAUUUGAUCACUCCGUUCUCGCAUACCUGGUUGUUCACGGCUCAAAUCUGCGACAAUGCUACAGACAUUAAUCCGACAAGUACGGUACUGCUAAGCGUCCUCUUGAAGCCAAGCCACAGACGACGUUACGGCGGCCAGCGGCGAAUGAUCUCAGGCGAUGGUAUUCAAGCGCGCGCAGCCUCUCUGCGCCAGGAAGCGACUCGGCGGUGGCUCGUGAAGGACGAGCUGAUAUUCCUGCUGUUGCAUUACAAGCUGGUGGGCGUGCCGAUUCUCCACUCGCUGCAGUUGCGGCCGCCAAGCGGUACCUUGCUGUUCUAUGACACGCAGAAGAUAUCGGACUACAAGAGGGAUGGCUGGCAUUGGCAGAAGCGCAAGGACAAGAGCGGACGGGUGCGUGAGGACCGCGCCAAACUCGUGAUCAACCGAGAAGUCAUCAUCUUAGGGACAUACGUGCACUCUGCCGAGACUUCUACAUUCCAUCGGAGGAUUUAUUCAGUGCGCGACUCCAAGGAUACUAUCGUCCUCGUCCACUACUUCGACGAAGCCAACAAGGAUCCUGCGAUUCGUCAAUUGUCUUUGACUUCAAUCAAAACCAAUCAAAGCACAAGCAAGGGGGUUAAACGGUCGCUACCAGUUGCUGUAACCAGGGGUGUCAUACCCCUAAGACAACCCAGUCCACCGCAGCCAUUGUCAUCGGAAGAAACGGUAGAUUCCAUCAUGAAAAACUGUUUUGAUAUGGAUUUCGAGCCUCACGGUGCAUUGUACCAGACUUCUUCGCUCAAUAUGUCUGAUGCAGAUCUACAACUAUUGAAGGACAGUGCAAUGGAGGAAAUCAGUGCCGACGAUUUGUUCAAUGAUCUGGCUUCGGCGACAUCGCCAGAAAAAGACACUAGCGGCUUGGGAGGUCAACAGACUUUUGAACUGGUCGAAAUUUCAGACUUUUCUCCUGACUGGGACUUCGGAGACGGCGGAGCCAAAGUUCUCAUCUGUCUGGCAGCAAAGCUUCCUGAAAGAUUGGCUCUAGAUCCGAUGAAAUUGUUUGUGCAGUUUGGAAUGAAACGAGCUCGCGCAGAGAAAGUAUCGGAGACGGUAUUGCGCUGCACUGCUCCAAGUUCGCUAGAGCUUGGAAGUGUGGACAUGUUUGUGUGCCACUUCGGUGGAUCAUUGGAAUGCAUACAGCUAACCCACAAAAAGCAGUUCACAUAUCGGAGCCAUUAUCAGGUGUCGCCUUCGCUGAUUGGGCGCAUUGCAAGAGAUAAACGCGUUUCUGAAGCAGGAGCGAUAGAUCCUUUGGAUCUUACAACACCAAGUACCCCUAGUGCCUUCGGCACCGGUAAGAGAGGUCGAUCACCGACUGUUCUGUCCCAAAGUCCGGUCAUGAAGCGAUCAGAGGACAAAUUUACUGGAUCAAAUCGAAAUCUAUCGACAUACGUCGAGUCAGAUUUGGACGAGCGGCAAUGCAAGAUUCGGGUGGUAGAGCGUCUGUCUGAAUUCCACCAGGCAAUUCGCACCAAAACUGCGGAACCUGCACCCAUUGACCCGCCAGCUUUUGCUGGAAGCGAUAGUGACGACAGGAAUGCUACUUUACGGAGAGAAGAAAACUCGUCCUUACCGACCACGCUGCCAACUUCGGGUUCAUCGACUAGUCAAGUGGCUCAUCCUCAGCAAUCAAGCGUCAAGACAGAAUCUUCAGACUCGUCGACUGCAUUGGACGAUUGCACUAUUGAGACACUAAGUGACAACGAUUUGGAGCAGCUCUCGGAAAAACUACUCGAGCGUGUCGUGCGUCAGCUUAUCACGGUCGCGCACACGAGCGAAGAACUGCUGGACGAGCUCAACUCCCUCGACGAAACUGGAUUGAGCUUGUUGCAUUACGUGAGUUUUUACAACUACUCGCAGUUGGUGCCGGUACUGGUUGCACAUGGUGCACAUAUCAACCAGCAAAGUACGCAAGGUCAGACAGCACUUCAUUUAGCAGCAGGGUGCGGCCACGACGAAGUAGUAGAUGUAUUACUGGAAUCUGGAGCGGACUUACAAGUGCGCGACUUUGACGGCCUUACGGCUGCUGAUCGCGCAGAGAAGUCAGGUCACGCAGACGUUGCUGCAAAAUUGCACCAUCACAUGGGCGAUGAUUCGAGUGACUUGAGUACUGUUGACGAGAUAUAUGGCUUUGGAGGAUCACCGAUGGAGAUUGAUGACGCCCCAACGCCGUACACUGAUGCUGGAGAUAUGGGCCUUUUAGCAGAAAAUGAUCACGUGGCGUCUAAUGUUCAUCCACCGCGUUCCCACUCGAACAGUUGUGAGAGUCCGUGCGAGUCAAAUUUGUCGUCGAAGAUGACGUCUUAUGUGGGAGCGAAUCAAGAGCACAAUCGGAAGCUUCUGCUUGGAGCUUUCUCUACGAUGAGUUUGCACGAUAAAUGCGCGCUUUCAUUGACAAUAUCGCGAGACUCGGGGGGUCACGUAUCCAGGCGUCGUGAAAGCAGCGUUGGAGAAGACGUUCUAAUUAAUUCACCCAGUAGUAGCACGGGAACAUCGGCAGGUUUUGGUUCAUCUCCAGCAAGUAUGGUUGGCAUGGACGCCAACCUUGUUGGCGCACGGUUAGUGCUGUCAGGAGCAGAGAACGACUCGGAUGUUCAGAGCGUAAUUGCCGAAGACGAGGAGGGUUUGAACAAACUCCAAGCAGCGAUGGAACUCAUGGGGCCAGAAGAAAGACAGUCACUGGAAGAUGAGGUGAAGGUUCUACAGCAUGGCAUCCGAGCAUGGUUGCUCAAGCGGAAUUGCAAGAACAUGCGCGAAACGACCAAACAGCUCCGUGAAGCCACGCAGAGCAUCGAGGACCAGCAGAAGCAACAAGAAGCAGCCGAGCAAUGCUCUUUGGUAUCUAGUGAGUUAUCAGAACGUGAGCGUGCCGCUGUGACCGUCCAGGCAGCGACACGCAGCAUGCUGGCUCGACGCAGUUUCCUACAGACAAAGCACGUCGCAAUUAAGUUCCAAGCCGCUACACGCGGUGUGCUUUGCCGCAAGAACUUUGCGCGUAUGAAAGCGCAUGCUCUAGCAUCACUGGUGAUCCAGCGCAACGUCCGCGAGUGGUGGAACAAGCAGCCCGCUGCAACUCGCAUUGAUAAAGAAACCGAUGACCCAGAAAAAGACACAGAAGAAGAGAAAACUCCAAUUCCGGAAGACGCAUAUGAAGCGCAACGCAGCUUGUAAAUCACGCCACACAGUAUCAUAGUCCAACACCAGCAUUGCACAUUCCACCUCGUUCUAUUUGCCGCUUCCUCUGUAUAACGACGACUGUAACCUGCCACAGGAAAUUCGUGCUAAAAACCUUAGUCCAUGCUCUCAGCUCCUUCAUCCGUGUAUCGCCGGAAGCCCGGGAUGGGGGGCGUCCAGGUGGCCAUGCCACGCUCCUCCGGCACGGGGGAGACAUCGUUUUCCAGUGCCUCGUCCUGUAGUUCCGCGGGUAGCGCGUUAAUGGCCUCCCACUUGAGGUCGAUCUUAGUCUGCAGGUCGCGCAUAAGGUGGUUGUGCUCAAUGCUGCUCAUGAUGUUGUAGCGACGGCCGAUCUCCUGGUGGCGCUGCUUCUCCUCCUCUGUCCACUCCUCUCUGCAAAAAUAUCCACAACAAGAUUUAGUGCAUAAUAACAGCAUUACACUAUAAUAUUCGAUUGCAAC